Messenger RNA from Doryrhamphus excisus (bluestripe pipefish), 2180 nucleotides. It is a transcript of the gene urod, whose product is annotated as uroporphyrinogen decarboxylase. NCBI's taxonomy places the organism in Eukaryota, Metazoa, Chordata, Actinopteri, Syngnathiformes, Syngnathidae. Gene Ontology annotation, cellular component: cytosol. Gene Ontology annotation, molecular function: uroporphyrinogen decarboxylase activity. Gene Ontology annotation, biological process: heme biosynthetic process. The record is from RefSeq and is a predicted model, not a curated record.
CCGGUAUGGUCACGUGGGUCCAAGAUGGCUGCGCCCAUAGAGUGACAAUUGGAGGGGGAAGACUUGAAGGAGUUUAAAUGUGGGCCGCGAAGCUUGGCGUCUGAUUGGAUAUCUUGUAAAGAAACGCCUGCUUGCUCCUCGACUCUUUUUUGGGGUUAAAAAACAAGAUUUGAGGAUUUUGAGCUCUCCGUUUUUGGUGAACAUUAUAGAGCUCAGAAACCGAUGUUCGCGAGGGGCUAGUUUAUUUUGAAGCCAGUACGGGUUCCGGUAUGGUCACGUGGGUCCAAGAUGGCCGCGCCCAGUGAGUGACAGUUGGUGAGGAAGACUUGAGGGAGUUUAAAUGUUGGCUUAGGAGCUUCACGUCUGAUUGGACAUCUUGUAAAGGAAAAAAAGCCUACCUGCUACUCAACUCUACCAACAUGAGCAAGGGCGAAUUAAUUGUCCCGAAAGAUUUCCCCCAACUCCAGAAUGACACCUUCCUGAAAGCGGCGCGAGGUGAACCGAUCCAGCACGUCCCCGUGUGGUGUAUGCGGCAGGCUGGAAGAUACCUACCCGAGUUUCGUGAGUUCAGGGCAGGGAAGGACUUUUUUGAAACGUGCCGCUCGCCGGAAGCGUGUUGCGAACUCACAUUGCAGCCUCUGAGGCGUUUUCCAUUUGACGCCGCCAUCAUCUUCUCAGACAUCCUGGUGGUGCCGCAGGCCAUGGGCAUGGACGUCCAGAUGGUGCCGGGCAAGGGUCCUACAUUCCCACAGCCCCUGAAGGACCCUGAAGACCUCCAGCGUCUGAGUACAAAAGUGGACGUGGACAAGGCGCUGGGCUACGUUUUCCAAGCCAUCACGCUCACCAGACACAAGAUGGAAGGCAAAGUCCCGCUCAUAGGCUUCACCGGAGCGCCGUGGACGCUCAUGUCCUACAUGAUCGAGGGCGGAGGCUCCACCACCCACGCCAAAGCUAAGCGGUGGCUGUACAAACACCCCGAGGCCAGCCGUAUGCUGCUGAGGAUGCUGACCGACGUCAUCGUGGACUAUCUGCUGGGACAGGUGGCAGCCGGAGCCCAGGCCCUGCAGGUAUUCGAGUCCCACGCUGGCAUCCUGGGGCCGGUGGAGUUCCAGGAGUUCUCUCUGCCGUACCUUCAUGACAUCGCUCGCCGUGUUAAAGAGAAACUCAAAGAGGCGCGGCAGGAAGUGCCCAUGAUCGUGUUUGCAAAGGAUGCUCAUUACGCUCUGGAAGCUUUGUCUCAGUCUCAUUACGAAGUGGUCGGGCUCGACUGGACCAUUGAUCCCCGCACAGCACGUGAGAGGACAGGAGGGAAGGUCAGCCUUCAGGGAAACCUGGACCCAUGUGCGCUCUACGCUCCCAAGGAACGUAUCUCAGACAUGGUGAAGAAGAUGUUGGAGGGUUUUGGCACCAGAGGCUACAUCGCUAACCUGGGCCACGGUCUGUACCCGGACAUGGACCCAGAACAUGUGGGCGCCUUCGUGGAGGCCGUGCACCAACACUCGAAACAGAUGAUCAAGCAGAUAUAGACGUAUAGUUGCCGGAUCAUUUUUAUUUGACUUUAAAGUCAAUAAAGAGGAAAAAAAUAACACAAUACACGUAGUCGCAUUUUUUGUAUGGUGAAAACAGCAUCCAUUUUUCCGAAUCUAAUCCAUUUUUGAUGUUCUGCGAACAAAGCAAUGACACAAUUCACCUUGCAAUUCUGGCAGUGUUGCCUUUCAGUGCUGUUUUCCUAAAACAAGAUUUUCCUUUAAUCUGAAAUAUCUUCAUCUGGUGGGGGGUGGAUUAUGUGUUUUGGAUUGAAUGGGAUGACCUCGUUCCUGCCACAUUUACGUUCCAGUACAUGACAUCUGUAUUAAGGCUGUGCCGUGCCGUAACCGUGGUACCCGGGUUCCCAGAGCUCAGAUGUGGACCAGUGGAGCUCCAGCUCGUCAACGUAUUCAUCUUCUUAAAGGCAUUUCUUAAAGGCAAAUUCAUCUUCUUAAAUGUGCAAUACAUUCACUCCUUCGGCCCGUGUCUCUCACUGAGUCGAUGCUAUUUGACUCUUUUUGACUGAUUCUUACUGACUCACAAGUGUUUGAUAAAGACUUGAGUUUCACAGUUUCAUCGACUCACUGGUUGAAAAAGACUCUAUUUUCACUGAUACUUGGCACAUAUCAAUGAUCGACCACGUGUACGCUCCU